This is a messenger RNA of Esox lucius (northern pike), 2926 nucleotides long. RefSeq names its product hydroxyacyl-CoA dehydrogenase trifunctional multienzyme complex subunit alpha b (gene hadhab). The record is from RefSeq and is a predicted model, not a curated record. Gene Ontology annotation, biological process: fatty acid beta-oxidation. The transcript has 20 exons. Bases 86 to 2377 code for a protein of 763 amino acids. Gene Ontology annotation, molecular function: enoyl-CoA hydratase activity; long-chain (3S)-3-hydroxyacyl-CoA dehydrogenase (NAD+) activity; NAD+ binding. Gene Ontology annotation, cellular component: mitochondrial fatty acid beta-oxidation multienzyme complex; mitochondrion. NCBI's taxonomy places the organism in Eukaryota, Metazoa, Chordata, Actinopteri, Esociformes, Esocidae.
CCCUAGACACCAAUGCUCCUACAUGAGUUCCGGUUGUGUGACUGUCUGCAGUCAGCGCUUGUUUCUGUGUACUUGACCUCCUAAAAUGGCUAGUCUUCGAGCUCUGGGUGCACUCUCCCGAGUUACAGCAAGGAGAUACAACGUCAUGUCAGAUAUCUCAUCUCGUACCUUUUCAGUUGCCCCUGUCGUUUCAGUCCGAUCCUUUGUCAACUACGAAGUUAAGGAGGAUGUUGCAGUUAUUCGGAUGAAUGACCCAAAUUCUAAAGUCAACACACUGUCAGUCCAGAUGCAAACGGAGAUGACAGAAGUAUUUAAUGAGGUCUUGGCCAACAAUGCAGUCCAAAGUGCUGUCCUCAUCUCCUCCAAGCCUGGUUGCUUCAUCGCAGGAGCUGACAUUAACAUGAUCCAGGCCUGUAAGACUGCGGAGGAAGUGACCAAGCUUUCUCAGGAGGGGCAGAAGAUGUUUGAGAGGAUUGAGAAUUCCCCCAAACCCAUUGUUGCGGCCAUCAAUGGGUCCUGCUUAGGAGGAGGCUUGGAGUUUGCCAUUGCCUGCCAGUAUAGAGUUGCUACUAAGAGCAAGAAGACUGUGCUGGGAACACCUGAGGUGAUGCUUGGCCUUCUCCCUGGGGCUGGUGGAACACAGAGACUUCCCAAGAUGGUAGGUAUUCCUGGUGCCUUUGACAUGAUGCUGACAGGAAAAAACAUCCGGGCAGACAAAGCCAAGAAAAUGGGUCUGGUCCAUCAGCUGGUAGACCCACUAGGACCUGGAUUGAAGAGUCCAGAGGAGCGGACGAUUGAGUACCUGGAGGAGGUUGCCAUUCAGUGUGCAAAAGAUAUUGUCAACAAGAAGAUUGCUCUUACCAGGAAGAAAGGCUUGAUGCAAAAGGCCCAAGACUACGUUUUGGGCAUUGAGUUUGUGCGGCAACAGAUCUACAAGACUGUCACAGGCAAAGUCAUGAAGAUGAGCAAGGGACUGUACCCUGCCCCCCUGAAAAUCAUUGAGACUGUGAAGGCUGGCUUGGAGCAGGGCCCAGAUUCAGGCUAUUUGGCGGAAGCACAGAACUUUGGCAAACUGGCAAUGACCUCUGAAUCGAAUGCAUUAAUAGGCCUCUACCAUGGCCAAGUGGCAUGCAAGAAGAACCGCUUUGGAGUGCCUGAGAGACCUGUCAAGAACCUAGCCAUCUUGGGAGCAGGUCUGAUGGGUGCUGGGAUUGCUCAGGUGACAGUGGACAAAGGCAUUAACACCAUAUUGAAGGACACCAUGGUGGAUGGGCUGAGCAGGGGACAGCAGCAGGUCUACAAAGGCUUUAAUGAUAAAACAAAAAAAAAGACCAUUACAUCAUUUGAGAGGGACUCCAUACUGUCCAGUCUGACAGGCCAGUUGGACUACAAAGGCUUUGAGAAGGUUGACAUGGUCAUAGAAGCUGUGUUUGAAGACCUCAACAUCAAACACAAAGUCAUUAAGGAGGUGGAAGCUGUGAUUUCCCCUCACUGUAUCUUCGCUACCAACACAUCUGCCCUCCCCAUUAAAGACAUUGCCGCUGCUAGCAAGAGACCAGAGAAGGUGAUCGGGAUGCACUACUUCUCUCCAGUGGACAAGAUGCAGCUGUUGGAGAUCAUCACCACAGACAAGACCUCCAAGGACACCACGGCCUCCGCUGUAGCCGUCGGCCUGAAGCAGGGCAAAGUCAUCAUCGUUGUCGGAGAUGGGCCCGGGUUCUAUACCACCAGGUGUUUGGCUCCCAUGUUGGCAGAGGCUGUGAGAGUAUUACAGGAGGGCGUUGACCCAAAGAAACUGGAUGCCCUGACCACAGGCUUUGGGUUCCCGGUGGGCGCUGCCACGCUGGCUGACGAAGUGGGAAUUGAUGUUGCCGCCCAUGUGGCAGAGGACCUGGGCAAGGCGUUCGGAUCGAGGUUUGGAGGCGGAAACGUUGAGGUUCUGAAGACCAUGGUGGAGAAAGGAUUCAAAGGCCGUAAAUCAGGGAAGGGCUGCUACGUAUAUACACCAGGACUCAAAAGCAAAGAUGUCAACCCUGAUCUUGAAGACCUUCUGGAGAAAUACAAAUUGGCAGCUAACCCUUCAGUAUCUUCUGACUCUGAUGUGCAGUUCCGUCUGGUCUCCCGGUUCGUCAAUGAGGCGGUGAUGUGCCUGCAGGAGGGGAUUUUGAAUGGCCCUGUGGAGGGAGACAUAGGAGCUGUGUUCGGACUAGGAUUCCCUCCCUGCCUUGGAGGUCCUUUCCGGUUUGUGGAUACCUUUGGUGCUGACAAACUAGUGGAAAAGAUGAGGAGGUUUGAACACGUUUAUGGCAACCAAUUCACCCCCUGUCAGCUUCUUUUGGACCACGCCAAGGACAGCAACAAGAGGUUCCACAAGUGACUUUUCCCCAACACCAUGUGCUGCUAGCACUUAACAGCAGAUUGCCAAUAGAAUGUGCAUAUGCCUUAUAUAUUUUUCUGUGAAAUAAGCACCGAGCUUAAAGUUUGGGUUGCGUCAGAGAAAUCAUGAGAAGGGGGGCCUGUCACAAAUUAAAGAACGAAAUACAGAGAUUUCAGAAUUAAUGACUAACAGAAUCUUUUUUUUUUGGUUUGGUUGGUUUGUGUGUUUUUGUAUACAUAUUUUCACUGUUCCCUUUUUGGCCAUAUUCUGUGUCCAUCUGAAGUGUCCAUCUGAGGCAGGUGCUAGACCUAAUAGGUAAUCCAAGUCUUCUCAGAAUGUAAAUGAAAUCCAUGCCAACACCAAAUGGCACCCUGUUCUGUACACUGCAAAUUAGGGAAUAGGGUGCCAUUUUAGCCUUUAUAAGUGACUGAUCUUUGUUCAUGUUUUAUUGAAUGUCUACUAAUUUGGUAAAUGAGCAUGUUUUCUUUUUACAUAGUUCGGGCGUUGAUGUAUAAAGAGCUAGUAAAUUAAUAAACGAUGAUGUUGAAA